Haemonchus placei is the source of this 843-nucleotide messenger RNA. Lineage: Eukaryota; Metazoa; Nematoda; Chromadorea; Rhabditida; Trichostrongylidae. The record is from the annotation of a GenBank genome assembly.
AUGGAUGACAAAACAAAGUUGCUCGAGGCACAGCAACUCAAGCAGUUUGCCUUUUUUGGCGUUACUGUGUCCACGAUCGCUGCACUAACAUCGAUUCUAGCGGUACCGAUGCUGUGCGUCCACAUGCAGAACGUUCAGUCUGGCCUCCAAGAAGAGAUGAAGUAUUGCCGAGUCAAAAACGAAGGAAUGCGGAAUGAAGUUCAAAAGCUAGAAACUACCCGCAUUAAACGUCAGUCAGCCGCCGGCUCAUGUUGCUCAUGCGGGAUAGGGCCUAUGGGGCCAGCGGGUCCACCAGGUGCAGACGGUGACCCUGGAGAAGACGGUCAUCCCGGCAGGCCUGGAAUUCCUGGACCAAAUGCCGAAGGCAAUGGUGCGAUCCCAACAGCUGACGAUUUCUGUUUUAUAUGUGAGCCAGCUCCGCCAGGGCCUCCGGGUAUGACAGGAUUCAAGGGUCCCGCCGGCCUUCCCGGUGGCAUUGGAGAGCCUGGCAUGGCAGGAAUGCCAGGACCUAAAGGACCACCUGGUCCCAGAGGAUUACCAGGAAAAGAUGGAGAAGCGGGUCCUCCUGGUCUACCAGGACAACCAGGACAAGUACGAACACUGCAGUCGCCUAUCGGUGAAACAGGGCCCAUGGGCCCGCCUGGCCCACCAGGUCCAAGUGGAACACCUGGCAAUUCCGGGCAACCAGGGCAACCUGGGUUGCCAGGUCAGGAUGGAGAUCCAGGUGUGGACGGAUCGAAUGGAGCGGAUGGGGAACCUGGUGCUCCUGGGCAACCAGGAAACGAUGGUUCGAGAGGAUCCUGUGACCACUGUCCUAUACCACGCACUCCACCAGGAUACUGA